CCUCGGUGUGUAACAUCCAGGUCAUUUUUACCGGAAUAUCGCUCUCUUUGAAUUUAGCUUUGCACAGUUUCGUUUUGGAUGCAUCAUUUUGACUUUCCAGAAGAUCAGUUUAUCCCUACACCGCUUUAAUCGUGAGCGUGUUUGAUUUCAUAAUUCUUAUUACCCCAAAACACGUCUUUUCUGCUAGCAUGGAAUUAUUUCUUAUGCUCAUAGAUCCCUCUCAUAUUUAAAAACACCCACGCUAGUCUCUCUAUGUUACCACAAGAAGUAGACCAAUUUAAUUGUGUGUCUUCAAAAUACACGCUACUCUCUCCAAUUCAUAAUCCGAUGGAGAACCAGCAGCUACUUCCGACGAAAUCCUUUUCGGAUACUAAUCAAGAGAUUUUCCAGAUAGAAGGAUUCUGGUACCUGGCGCUGCACAUGGAAAGCAUAGCCGCCUUCAGGUCCGAAUUCGAGCCGAGGAAGGACGACAUUCUCCUGGCAUCUUUCAUCAAAACAGGAACAACCUGGCUCAAAGCUCUCUGCUACAACAUCCUCGACGAAGAAGAGAACGACAUUCUGGCGAAGGAGAACCCACACGAUGUGGUCCCCACGCUCGACGUUGCUUUCCUCCGAGACCAUGUCCAACAUCUGCUCCUCAACUCCCCUCCUGGGCGUAGCCGUUUGCUCCACACUCAUCUCCCCUGCAGUUACUUGCCGGAGAAGGUGAGGAGCUCGCCGUGGGGAUGCAAGCUCGUGUACGUGGCCCGGAACCCCAAGGACACGCUGGUGUCGCUGUGGCAUUUCCUCAAUAGGAACUUUAGAGCCGACGACGCAGAUAGACCGUUCCCGCUGGAGAGAGCGGUGGAGACAUUCUGCAGCGGGGUUAUGGUCUGGGGUCCCUUUUACGAGCACGUGGUGGGAUACUGGGAAGAGAGCAAGAAGCGGCCCGACGAGGUGUUGUUUCUCAAGUACGAGGAUCUGUGUAGAAACCCCGAAGAGCAGGUGAGGAAGCUGGCUUCGUUUCUCGGACGGGAAACGAGCAUAGAUGUGGAGAAGGUACUGUGGCUGAGCAGUUUGAACAGACUUAAGGAGUUGGAGGUCAACAAGGAUGAUGUUGUGGAAAAAGGAAAAUAUGCUCGCAACUCCACCUUCUUCAGGACGGGAACUGUUGGAGAUUGGAAGAACUACUUGACUCCCGACAUGGCUCGACGUAUCGAUAGCCUCACACAGGUUAAGCUGCAGGGUACUGGGCUUUCUUUCGAUGACGAGUAGUUCUGUAUGUGCUACAAUACGUUUCUGCGACCAUUCUAAUUAGUUCGUUCGGUACGUAUCCAAAGUUUUCUCCGUUUGCAAGUUUGUCUGUGUGAGAAUAAUGGGAUGUCGGAAUAUAAUCAUUAGUCUCUCUUAUUGGCCUUCUAUGUGAACAAAUUAAUAAUCGGAAUAUAAUCAUAAUUAAGCUUGCAUUGCAUGUCUUGAUUAAUCAUGAUCCGUUUAACUUUUUUUUGAUAAGAAAUGAUCCGUUUAACUAUCCAUGGUAUCUUGAUAGAUUUGGCAAAUUAGGGUCCGACUUGAAAAUUGAAAAAAACUAGAAUUGGAUUAACCUUUUUAUCACACGAAAUUCGAGGGACCCAAAAUCGAGUGAUUCAGGCUCUUUCGAGCGGGUUAGGGUCGGGUUGGGAGCAUCGUUGGGUCAACCCUCUCUUACCCAUCCAUCAAAAACUUUCCUCCAAAAUCGAGUGAAAUAGCUAAUUAUAAGCACUUCAAAUUUAAGUUAAAACUCUAUAUGAUGCAAUUGUUUGACGAAAUGAGUUUUAUAAUAGAGAGAUUCUAUCGAGAGAGGUCUCUAAGAAAUAUGGUUUACUUUAUUAUUCCUUAGGUGGAUAUAAUAUCUAUCUUCAUUGUUACUUUUACAUUGGAUUCAAUUUAGUAUACUUUCUCAUUUAGAUAGAUUUGUUUAUGAUGUUCUGGGAUAUAAUAUAUCAUUAUAUAUGAUGGUGUAUGAUAUUAAUUCCUCUCAUUUUAGGUUCAAAUUGAUGCAUUUUCCCCUUAACCGUUCCCUUUUAUUGGUUGAUAAUUUUCAUGAUAUUUUUCACUUUGAAAUAUCGUUAGCGGAAUCUAUACACAACAAUUUGUGUUUUUUCGCUUCCUCUUCUCUUGGUUAGAUAUUGUGUCCAUAUUGAUUCCUAUAUUGAUAAUCGAAUUACUACUUUUUUGUUCUUUUUUCUGAUGCAAGAUAUGAUUUUAUGUUUGAUAAUAUAGAUUUAUUUUUCAAGCAUGUGGAUGCUUGAGAGUAGGUUGUCAACCCGCAGGUCGACCCACUUUGACCCUGACCCGGUGAGAAAAACGGACUGCACACACCCGCCGAGUCGACCGCUACAAGGUAUCGGGUUAGAGGUCAAAUUGUGUCAUUUUUUCUUUGGUUUGCGAAAUGCGCCUAUUUUUCAAUUUUCUUUUCGCCUAACUCAAUCUUUGGAAUCCUAAGUUGAACAUUUGAAUAUUGUUGUUAUAUAAUUGUGUGUGAAUUUUCACUAUAUGUUGGAUCUAAGUAAGACAUGUUAUUUUAGUGUAAUAUUAUAUGUUAUAGCUCAUAUGUUAGAUGAGAUUUGAUAAUAUUUAUCAGGAUAAGUAUAAUAUAAUGACUCUUUCCAUAUUUUCGGGCUAAACCGGAUGACCCAUCAACCCUUGACCCACUAGCUUCACCGGGUCCGGGUCAACCCGCGGGUUGACAACCUUGUCUUGAGACUUUUUGUUUGCCUCAUAACUUACAUUUUACAAUGGCUCCAAACUUGGAUGGGUUUCUAUUCAACACAUAAAUUUUUAAUGAUGUAAAAUUUAUGAAACUAAGAUGCAUAUUAAUAAACAAUGUAAGUUCUCAUCUUCCCUCUUAAGCACUACAUAUCAUUGUUUACUACACAUACACAUGAAAAUCAAACUCUCCCGGCCAAAAUCAAACACCUGGCAAGGGCGCAAAAUAAAACACGCCACAUCAACUGCUGCUGUUAGUCUAGUCAGCGGGUUAAGUGAACCGUUAAAGAAUUGGACGGAAUUGGCUAUAUCUGUGUAUUUUUUCUAAAAGUGGCUAUAAUUGUCAAAAUCGUGAAAGUUAUGGUUAUGCAGGUGAAUUAAGUCUUAUGGAUUUGUUACAAUCCUUUAUUUGUUGAGAUGUUUUAUAAUGAAUUUAAGGAUUUGAA
Linum trigynum is the source of this 3173-nucleotide messenger RNA. NCBI's taxonomy places the organism in Eukaryota, Viridiplantae, Streptophyta, Magnoliopsida, Malpighiales, Linaceae. The record is from the annotation of a GenBank genome assembly.